AUGAAUAUUUUACCAAAAAAGAGAUGGCAUGUAAGGACAAAAGAUAAUAUAGCACGUGUGCGGCGUGACGAAGCAGCUGCCCGUGAAGAAGAACGUAAAAAACAAGAGAAACUUGAAUUUGCGGAAAGUGAAGCUCGUAUCAACUUUUUGCGCACCAAAUCUGGACUUCCCGAAAAACACCGUGAAGAAGUUCCAACUACAGCAGAAGAUGACGAAGCCACCUCAAGUGGACAGCAGCAACAUGUUAAUCUCUUUGCCGACUAUAAAACACAUGUCAAAACCACCAACAAGGAAUUGGAACGAGAAAAGAAAGAAGAACAAGAAAAAUAUGAGAAAAAGAUUGGCUACCUAACAUACUUGGGUCAGGAUACCAAUGAGGCAUUACGUUUGAAAAGUUGGUAUGAAGUUGCUCCGAAAAGAAUCGAUGUAGGUGACGAACGAGAAAUUGUGGAAAAGGAUUUGAAGACUAAACACAAUCAAGAUCCUUUGACGUUUAUUAAAGCAGUUUUACCGCCAGAAACCAAGAUAGAAAUUAAAACCUCCAAUAAACGUAAACGAAGUCCUACGCCAGUUCCUCCUCCGACUCCAGAGACCAAGACUGAGGAGAGUGAUGUAAAACGACACAAAAAACAUAAAAAAGACCGCAAGAAGCAUAAAAAAGAAAAGCAUAAGAAACGUGACAGGGAACACAAACAGAAGAAAAAGAAAAAAUCCAAAGAUCGUGAUGAGGACGAUGUCAUACAGAAACGUUUAAAAUUGGAGCAGUUACGAAAGGAACGACUACGAAGGGAAAUGAUCGAAAAGGCACGACAGGAGGCAUUACUUGCUCCCAAGAAAGCAAUACAGCCCUCGGAGCAACCGGUCACACCUCGUGUUGUACAAAAAUACAAUAGUCAAUUUAAUCCGGAAUUGGCAAAACAAAAUAUGAAUUAA
Molecule: messenger RNA, 933 nt
Organism: Musca vetustissima
Lineage: Eukaryota; Metazoa; Arthropoda; Insecta; Diptera; Muscidae
Product: leukocyte receptor cluster member 1 homolog
Exons: 2
Coding region: 1-933 (310 amino acids)
Source: RefSeq, a predicted model, not a curated record